AAUAAACAUCGAAAUAGGUCUUUCACAUUUUUAAGGAUAACAUAAUUUUUAGUGUAGCGUGGUUGGUGGCGUGGUGCUAAAGUAAAGCGGGCAUAUUCUGGUACCUGCCAUUAUUGUCUUUGCCUUUUAUGGAGAUUCAUAGUUCAUCUAAAGUGAUCACCCUCCGUCCAUUCAAGCUGACGGACGUGGAUGAUCUGCUGUCAUUCGCAGGCGAUGAUCAAGUUACUAGAAACCUUCGAUGGAAGACUUUGACAUCCAAAGAUGAGGCUUUGACUUUCAUCAAAGAUGUUUGUAUACCCCACCCUUGGAGGCGUUCGAUAUGCAUGGAUGACCGUUCGAUCGGGUUCAUCUCUGUGUUCCCAGGAUCAGGUGAGGACAGGUGCAGAGCAGAUGUAGGAUAUGGUUUAGCCGUGAAGUACUGGGGACAAGGGAUAGUCACACAGGCAAUGAAGAUUGCAGUUCCUCAAGUGUUCAAGGACUUGCCAGAAAUAGUAAGGCUGCAAGCUUUUGUAGAUUUAGAGAAUAAAGCCUCUCAAAGGGUAUUAGAGAAAGUUAGGUUCCAAAAAGAGGGGCUUCUCAGGAAAUAUUUCAUUCUCAAGGGAGUAUUAAGAGAUUUUAUUGUCUAUAGCUUUUUAUCGACCGAUUUUCCUUCCUCAACGAUUAUUGGUAAAUAAUUAAGGAAAGAGUUAUAUUACAAAUGUGUUUGUUAAUGAUAUAUAUUUGGAGUCUUCACUAAGAAGUUGUUUAUGUAAAUGAUAUACCAAAACUUUAAGUUAAAACUAUAUAUGUGAAGGUUUAGCAAAACCUCAUAAGUUGUUAUUAUUAUUAU
Molecule: messenger RNA, 829 nt
Organism: Ziziphus jujuba (common jujube)
Lineage: Eukaryota; Viridiplantae; Streptophyta; Magnoliopsida; Rosales; Rhamnaceae
Exons: 1
Coding region: 129-674 (181 amino acids)
Molecular function (GO): acyltransferase activity, transferring groups other than amino-acyl groups
Source: RefSeq, a predicted model, not a curated record